GGAGGACGGCCACUCGGUGGAUGUUUGUUAACCAGCGGGCUCUGAGGAAGAGGAGGAACCUGCCCACACCUGGAACCCACACCUGGAACCCACACCUGGAACCCACCGCUCAGCGGGAGACGCUUCUGCAGUUCCUGCAGCAGGUUUGAGGCUCAACUCCUGACGGAGACGCAGUCAGACCGGACCGCCGGGACGUCUGUGGACGUCUGUGGACGUCUGGGGACGUCUGUCUCCCAGGAACGGAGCCAUGCUGAUGCUUCUUCUUCUGCUGCUGCAGCUGCAGCUGUGCCUGCAGGCGGCGGGUCAGGACCAGGCUCCCGGCCGUUGUGAUGUCAAGAGCCGAAUGGCUCUAUACACCUCCUGCACCUCCUGUGCCGCCGCCGCCGCCGCCGCCACCGCCCCCUGCCCGCCGGACUUCACUAAGACCGGAACCACCAACUGCAGUUACGUGGUGCAGAUCGGAAGCAGGGAGCUGGAACUGCAGGGGUGUCGUCAAGUCUGCGUGAAGAGCUAUCUGCGUCCGUGGUGCUGUUCGGGAUACUGGGGUCCUCUGUGUUUUCAUUGUCCCAGCUGGUCAGGGAAGAUGUGCAACUUCAAAGGCAAGUGUGAGGACGAAGCUGACGGCAACGGCACCUGCAUCUGCGCGGACGGCUUCACCGGCUUCGCUUGUCAGGAGUGUAAGAACCCGCUCGCCUACGGGAGUCUGUGUGACAAAGAGUGUGACUGUGUGCACGGGGUGUGUAACAACGGUCCGGAGGGCGACGGGAAAUGUUUGUGCCAGCCGCCGUACACCGGGAAGCGCUGCGACCAAGUCAGCUCCAGCUGCAGGAACUGUGGUUCGUACUCGUACUGUAGAGUCAGCACAUUCGGCACCACGUGCGAGUGUCUCCCCGGUUACAGGAAGAUGUUUACGGAGAAAUGUCAAGUGUUUUGUUCGCAGAGGGACUGCGACGUCAACGCCCAGUGCUCCCUGCAGGGGGGGAAGAUCAAGUGCGUCUGCCAGCCGGACUACGAGGGCGACGGCAAGUUCUGCGUACCCAGAAACCCCUGCAUGCAGGACAACGGCGGCUGUCCCGCCAACUCCACCGUCUGCGUCUUCAAAGGACCCAACAAGGCCGCCUGUGAGUGCAUGUCCGGCAUGUCGCCUGUAGGUGGCGGCCCUGAGUCCGGCUGCCAGCUGAUGCCGGCCUGCCAACCCGACACCUGUGACCCGUCGGCCGUCUGUGAGACGCAGGCGGAUGGAAGGCCGAGAUGCGUCUGCGAGGUGGGGCAAAUCGGUGACGGCCGGCGUUGCUACGGUAACCUCAUGGAGCGCCUGGUGGAGCUGGACACGAGCGGCGGACAGAGAGAAAAUCUGACAGGAGCCAUCGACCUGUUCGAGAAAGGCUGCUCACAGCUGCUGAGUCGUAGCGGACCGUUCACGGCCUUCUUCCCCAUCCUGAAAGCACCUCUGACUGGAGUCAACGAGGAGCUGGUGUGCAAGAACCACCUGAUCCUGGGUCAGCACCUCCACGCCGAUUUAGAAGAUGGAGACUUCACUCUCUUUGGAGGAGGGAAGCUGAGGGCCAAACCCGGCAAGAGGUUCGUCCUCAUGGACAACCCCACCAACCUCUACACCAUCAUCCAGCCAGACCUGCCGGCAUCCAACGGCGUCAUCCACAUCAUCGACAAGCCCAUCACGAACACACCUGGCGGGCUGCUGCGUGACGACAAGUUUGCAGACAAGACAAUUGGAGAAAUCCUGACUUUGGAUGAAAAGUACAACCGCUUCCUGUCUUUGGUGGACAACUGCGGGGCGCCGCCUCCUCUGCGUGGACCGGGACCGUUUACGGUGUUCGUCCCCACCAACAACGCCGUGGACCGGGCCCGAGACGGCAGCAUCCUGUACAUGCUGCACGAUGCCAAACAUAAACUCCAGGAGCUGCUCCGGCAUCACAUCUUCUCCCAGGCUGUACUGACGCUGGACGAGCUGUCUGCUCUCCCGUACAUCCGGACCAUGGCCAACCAGCCGAUCGCCAUCACCGCGUCGGAGGACGGGGCGCUGCGUCUGGGCCCGAAGGCCGUCCCGCUGGCCACCGCCAACAUCAUGGCUUCCAACGGGGUCAUUCACAUGAUUGACGGGCUGCUGUAUCCGCCCUCCAUCCUGCCCAUCCUGCCGCACCGCUGCGACGUCACGGAGAGCAAGAUCACGGUGACUCCCUGCGCUCACUGCAGCUACCUGGACGAGGUCCGGUGUCCCGACGGCAGCGUUGAAAUGGAACGGCACCAGUCUGGAUGCGACUACCUCUCCCUCCCUUUCGGUCAGUCUUACAGUAAAGGCUGCGCCAAGUUCUGCAACUCCACCCGACAGGUCCCGGAGUGCUGCCCAGGAUUCUUCGGUCCGGACUGCAAACCCUGUAUCGGAGGAUUCCAGCACCCCUGCUACGACCGGGGAACGUGCUUCCACGGUAUCCACGGCAACGGCUCCUGCAGCUGUCACUCAAACUUCACGGGAUUCGCCUGCCACAUCUGUUCAGAUCCCUCGAAACACGGAGCCAACUGUGACGAAGAGUGUCUCUGUCUCCACGGCGUGUGCGAUAACCGGCCCGGCAGCGGCGGCGCCUGCCGGUUCGCCUCCUGCCUGGACGGAUUCUCCGGGAAGUUCUGCGACAAGAAGGCGUCGGCGUGCAACUCGGACGGCCUGAUGCAGCACUGCCACGUGCACGCGUACUGCACCCAGACCGGCCUGGAGACCAGGUGUGUGUGCAGGGAUGGAUAUGAUGGAGACGGCCACUCCUGCCUCCCCAUCAACCUCUGCCUGAAGAGAGACCGAGGAGGCUGCGACGCCAACGCCGAGUGCUCGUACCUGGGUCCAGGUAACUCCACCUGCCUGUGUUCUGAGGGCUGGACCGGCGAUGGGAAAGUGUGUGUGGAGAUCAACAACUGCCAGCUGGGGAGUCGGGGAGGCUGCAGCAUCAACGCUGACUGCAACCACAUCGGACCUGGACAGAGCGACUGCGUCUGUAAAAGCGGCUACAUGGGAGACGGGAAGAUCUGUGACCUCAUCAACCCCUGCAGGAAGAACAACGGAGGCUGCAGCAUCCUGGCAACGUGUGAGCUGAGGAACGGCAGCCUGCACACCUGCACCUGUCCUGACGGCUACGCCGGAGACGGGAACACCUGCUACGGCCCGCUGAUGGACGAGUUGGACUUGAAGCCUGAGUUGUACAGUUUCUACCGGAUGAUUCAGAAGUUCAGUCACUCGUCGGAGGAUCUGAGCGGGAACUUGACGGUCCUGGUUCCGUCCCGGGAGGUUCUGAAGAACAUGAGUGAAGCUGAGAAACAGUUCUGGACCAGCCGGCACCACCUGCCUCACUUCCUGCGGGCCCACUACCUGCUGGGGAUCUACUCCGUGGAGGACCUGGACCGGCUGGUGGGGACCCGGCUGCCCACCAUGAACCCGGCCGUGCAGUGGGAGGUCCGGAACCUCAGCGGGCUGAUCCACGUUGGAAACGCCUCCAUCGUCGCCCACAACCUGCCGGCCACCAACGGCUACAUCCACAUCAUCAAUCAGGUUCUGGCUCCGUCGUCCUCGGAUCUCCCCCCCGAACCCCCGACCCUGAUGGAAUUCCUCAACUCGUCCUCCAACUUCACGCUGUUCAGGAAACACGCCCUGAUGUACAACCUGUCCGAGAGUGUGUCAGAGUUCACCGUCCUGCUGCCGACGGACCGAGCUGUUAGAGAAGAACUGGAGAGGAGCAACCGCAGCCUGCUGGAUCUGAACAUCUUCCGGUACCACGUUCUUCCCAACGUUCUUCUGUUUCCUGAUCACCUGACUGAUGGUUUGCUGAUCAGCUCCCUGGUGGACGACGACUACCAGGUCCAGUUCCACCUGGACCCCCAGAACCGGACGCUGGUGAACGACGUCCCUCUGGGCGGCGGCUUCACGGAGACGCAGUUCGGCGUCCUCAUGGUCGUCCAGCGCGUCCUUAAAGUCCGUCGGAACCGAUGCAGCAAGCAGGUCACGCUGCAGGUCAACGGUCGCUGCAGCGACUGUGACGGACCUCCCCGGUGUCUCUUCAGCUACAAACCGGUGCGACCGCGGUUCCCCAGCAACAUGCGGCCCAACUGCAACUACAGGAAGCGGGUCGGAGCCAAGAGGAAGUCCGUGCAGGGCUGCUUCAUCAAGUGUCUCCGCUUCACCACGGACCACUCCUGUUGCCCCGGUUACUACGGCCACGAGUGCUUCAAAUGCCCCGGGGACGUCGGCAGCUGGUGCUCCAACCACGGCGAGUGUCAGGACGGUAACCACGGCAACGGGGAGUGCCGUUGCUACGAGGGUUUCCACGGAACCAACUGUGAGGACUGUGAGCCGGGACGCUACGGAGUCAACUGCUCCUCCAAGUGUGUGUGUGACCACGGCAGGUGUGAGGACGGUCUGGCAGGAGGAGGCCGGUGUGUUUGCUACAAGGGUUGGAAAGGAAGCUCCUGCUCUGUUGAGAUCAAGGACGACGCCUGUGGAGGUGUGUGUGACGAAAACGCCAAUUGCAUCACGGGUCCGUCAGGAUCUGCCCCCGCCUGCGUCUGCGCAGCCGGUUACCAGGGCAACGGGACGUCUUGCAGAGAGCUGGACCUGUGCAGCAUGUCCAACGGCGGGUGCUCGGAGUUCGCCGGCUGCACGAAGGUUUCGGCCGGAGAGAGAACCUGCAGCUGCAACGACGGCUACACCGGAGACGGAGUCGUCUGCCUGGAGCUGGACGGCUGCCUGGUGAACAACGGCGGCUGCCACGCGGAGGCGGACUGCAUCAGGACCGGCCCCAACAUGACGGCCUGCAAAUGUCGGCUGGGCUUCCAAGGAACGGGGCACUACUGUUACGCCGUCAACCCCUGCAGAACCAACAACGGCGAGUGCAGCAAGUACGCUCGCUGCGAGUACCUGGGCCAGGGGAAGAGGAGCUGCACCUGCCUCCGGGGCCACGUGGGCGACGGCUUAGAGUGCCGAGGAACAACCAACGAUGAGGUGUUUCGGCAGCCGGAGAACGGCUUCUUCAGACGAAUGCUGACGGCGUCCGGACCGUUCCGUCUCUAUGGCGAAGGGCCGUACACGCUCUUCAUCCCUCUCGAAGAAACCAACAACGAGUCCACUGUGGAGACGUGGAAGACCGCGGGUCGGCUGGAGGAUCUGGCCCGGAACCACAUCGUCUCCUGUGAGCUCCUGACGUUGAGCGAUCUCAAAACCAGCGAGCGUGCGGUCACAGUGUCAGGAUACACACUCCGGUUCAGUGUGCAGGAGGGUUCGGUCUGGGUCAACAACAGGUCGCGGGUGGUGAGGAGCGACUACACCACGACCACCGGCGUCAUCCACCACGUGGACGUGCUGCUGCCGCCGUACCGCCUGGAGGACAAACCGACCCUCGAGCCCAGAACGAUGAACUUCUCCGAAGCCGCCGGAUUGUACGGCUACACGCGCUUCUUCAAACUCAUCCAGGAUGCCGGAGUGCUGCCGUUGCUCCAGGAUCCCGCCCACCAGCCGUUCACCGUGUUCUGGCCCACCGACGCGGCGCUGGCCGCCCUGCCGGCCGAGAGGCAGCGCUGGCUGUCCAGCCCCGACCACCGGGACCAGCUCGCCGCCACCGUCAAGGCUCACAUCGUCCGCAACUCCAGGAUAACGAGAAUCGGACAGCAGAAAAGACCCACCUCGUACCGGACGAUGCACGGAUCCACCAUCAAGUUCAGUUGUGACAAGAAGCUGCCGGGGGCGAUCCUGAUCAACGGCGACGCCGCCAGACUUGGGGAGCGGUACUUGACCUUCAGGGAGGGCCUGGCCUUCGGGAUCGACCAGCUGCUGGAGCCGCCGGGACUCGGAGCUUUCUGUGACAGCCUGGACAACCCCACCACCUACGGCCGCUGCGGGAGCUGCCUGAUCCCCCCGCCCUGCUCGCUGAGACACGUGGACACGGGGAAGACGGAGCGCUGCUACCAGCCCCCCUCGCGCUUCACGGGCCGCCGCUGGUACGGAGACCUGGACCACAGCUUCAACCGCUGGGGCUGCAAACGGGUCUGCACGUUCCCGUCCUGGGUCCAGAAGUGCUGCAAGAACCACUACGGCCGGGACUGCCAGGUGUGUCCAGGCGGCGUUGAAGAUCCCUGCGGUCGCCAUGGCGACUGUGACGACGGCGUCCGAGGGUCGGGGUCCUGCAAGUGUCACAGAGGAUUCCAGGGAACAUCAUGUGACUCGUGUGCCGGCGGUUACUACGGCGACAACUGCACAUCCUGCAGCUGCACCUUCACGGGACACUGCGACGACGGCAUGGACGGUUCGGGACACUGCACCUGCAACAGCGGCUGGACCGGCGACCGCUGCCAGGACAAGAUUGGCUCGGUCCCGGAGCGGUGCCGGUGGUGCCACCCUCAGGCCGACUGCACGGACCUGGGCUGCCAGUGUAAACCUGGUUACCAGGGCAACGGGACCUUCUGCAGUGCAGAGCCACUGCCGGACCUCUGCUCCGACUACAACGGCGGCUGCCACCUGAACGCCGCCUGCAACCAGACGGGGCUGACGGUCAACUGCACCUGCCUCGCCGGUUACCACGGAGACGGCGUGUCCUGCCAGCCCAUCGACAGGUGUGUGGAGGAGGAGAACGGCGGCUGCAGCGAGUUCGCCUCCUGCAGGUUCUCCGGACCGAACCAGCGCGAGUGCCAGUGCCUGCCGGGGUUUGUGGGUAACGGAGUCCAGUGCCUGGAGAAGCUGCUUCCUCCAGUGGACCAAUGUCUGCAGGAGAACGGAGGCUGUGACCCGGUGGCGUCCUGCCGGGACCUGCAUUACCAUGCGAACACGGCCGGGGUUUUCCACCUGUCCAGUCCGGAGGGAAAGUACCGUCUGAACUUCACCGAGGCGGACCGGGCCUGCCGGGCCGACGGAGCCGAGCUGGCAACGUUCAAGCAGCUGGGGGACGCGCAGCAGCUGGGGGUGCACCUGUGCGUGGCCGGCUGGAUGGCGGGGGGUCAGGUGGGCUACCCCACCCGCUUCCCCUCCCUCCGGUGUGGAGACAACCACGUGGGCCUGGUGACGUACAAGGAGCCGGUGGAGCGGAGCAGCCGCUACGACGCCUGGUGCUACCGGCUACGAGACGUGUCCUGCUCGUGUCCCGACGGCUUCGUCGGAGACGGAGAUUUCUGCAACAGCGUCCUGACCAGCGUCCUGGCCCGGAACAGCAACUUCUCCAUCUUCUACAAGCUGCUGCUGGACUACAGCCUCUCGUCUCCGGAGGGACGGACUCUGGUGGACGUUCUGUCCCACAGGAAGUCUGAGGUCACGCUGUUCGUCCCCCACAACGCCGGGUUCUCCCGGAACCAGACCCUGUCGGGGCGGGACCUGGAGUACCACGUCUCGGCCAAUCACAGCUGGCCCUUCAGGGAGCUCCGCCCCCAAACACUCAUCUCCUCCAGGCUCGGGUUCAACCUGACGGUCUCCCACGGCAACAACCAGACCCUGACGAUGGUGGACCGGCGCCUCCUGCUGGACUGGGACAUUCCCGCCGUCAACGGCAUCAUCCACGUCAUCGAGGCGCCGCUGGCGGCUCCGCCCCCCCCGGUCUCCACUGGAGCGUCCCGAAGCCCCGCCCACUCCAGUGGCGCCGUGGCAACCAUCGUAGCACUGCUGCUAGCCGGCCUGCUUGCCGUGCUAGGCUACUACGUCUUCAAACACAAGAGGGACGCAUUCCGCUUCCACAUGUUCAGGAACGAGGACGAGGACGGCGGGUCCAGCAGAACCAAACACACGCUGGUGUCCAUCCCCAACCCGCUGUACUCCAGCUCCAGAACCGGGACCGGGACCCAGAACCUCGGGGAAACCAGUCCAGAAGUGGAGCCCCCAGAACCAGAGGAGGCCCCGGACCUGCUGGGUCUGGACCAGUGAACCAAGACCAGGACCAGGACCAGGACCUGGACCAGAACCAGCAGGAACUGGA
Molecule: messenger RNA, 7949 nt
Organism: Cololabis saira (Pacific saury)
Lineage: Eukaryota; Metazoa; Chordata; Actinopteri; Beloniformes; Belonidae
Gene: stab1
Product: stabilin 1
Exons: 71
Coding region: 248-7897 (2549 amino acids)
Biological process (GO): cell adhesion
Molecular function (GO): hyaluronic acid binding
Source: RefSeq, a predicted model, not a curated record